AUGUCCCUCACCACAUCGGGCAAAAAUGCCUCUUCCAGCACAAAAUCUACCGCCAGGUCACCCAUCAUAGUCCGGCCAGCGCGUCUCACAGACGGCUACAGAAUGGGCUGGAUCGCCGCCGUGACAUACAACAACACGUCUCUGACGGACAUGCUUGCGCCGCAUCGGCACCAGUAUUUUGAGCACUACGUACGGGGAUUCCAGCAGCGCGCCACGGCGAGGACGUUUGAUGCGCGGCAUAUGGGGUACGUCGCGGUAGAGGCGUCGAAUCCGUCGGUGGUGGUUGGGUAUGCGCAUUUCGUCCGUUUGGGCGAUGACGAGGGCGCGAAGAGGCAGAUUGCCAGUCGGAAUGCCCUAUUGCUGUGGGUUCUGGGGUGGUUGUUUUCGGUCUAUUGCAAAGUGUUCGGCUUGUUUGUUGGGGGGGAUAAGUCGGCGGAUUUGGAUGCUAUAAAGUGGUUUGAAAACGUCGGGAAGGCGGAUGAGGAGAAGCAUUUCCAAUCUCAUCCCGAGAGGGUGAAUAGGUGGCAUACGCAGAGUUGUGUUGUGCUUAAGGAGUUUCAGGGGAGGGGCGCGGGGAAGUUGUUGAUGGGGCAGGUUGUUAAGAGGGCGGAGGCUGAAGGGGUCCCGGUGGGACUGGAAGCUAGUAUGGAGGGAGAGCGCUUGUAUAGGAGUGUCGGGUUUAAGGUGUUGUCUAGGUUUAGCCUGGUGCUUUCUGAGGCGGACAGGGAUACUGGUGGGUUUAUGUUAUGGAGUCCUUCGGCAUGGGAAAAUAAGUAG
Messenger RNA from Venustampulla echinocandica, 777 nucleotides. RefSeq lists its product as uncharacterized. The coding region runs from base 1 to 777 and encodes 258 amino acids. The transcript has a single exon. Gene Ontology annotation, molecular function: acyltransferase activity, transferring groups other than amino-acyl groups. NCBI's taxonomy places the organism in Eukaryota, Fungi, Ascomycota, Leotiomycetes, Helotiales, Pleuroascaceae. The record is from RefSeq and is a predicted model, not a curated record.